AUGGCUGCCAUGAUGCAGUCGCCUAACAGGCGUCGCUCCAUGGCUCGCCAGUUCACGGCGCGGUCCUCGAGGCACCUGAGCGAUUCCAUGGAAGAUGUCAUCCGACUGGCUGAUGAUUUUCAUCCCAAUCGCGACGUCGAGCAGGCUGUCGAGCCGGAGUUGGAGAAGAUGGGUCGACCACGCACUAUAAUUGUUGUUAUCCUACUCCUCACAUGUCUACUGUUCUCACUUCUUGAUACUACUAUUGUAUCGACGUCUCUUUUGGAAACCAGCAAGGAUCUGGGAAACGUUGAGGACAGCUCCUGGAUCAUGUUGGCGUAUCUUCUCACAUACAUGGGCUUUUCUAUAAUCUUUGCCAAGCUCAGCGACAUAUUUGGACGCCUGGCCAUGCUCGAGAUUUCCUGGCUGAUCUUUGCAGCCUUUUCACUUGGCUGUGGUAUUUCACAGACCAUGACUCAGUUAAUUGUAAUGAGGGCAUUUCAAGGAAUCGGCGGUGCGGGUCUGUACAGUCUUCCCUUCAUUUGCAUCCAUGAAGUUGUUCCAGCAAACAAGUGGCAUCUCAUGGGUGCCAGCAUUGCCUGCAUGCUCUCCGUGUCCUAUGUACUUGGGCCCAUUCUUGGGGGAGUCAUUCCACAUCUCAGCAGCUGGAGAGUUUUGUAUCUCAUGAAUGUUCCCAUUGCUGGCGCAGUGGCCGGAGGCCUCUUUGUGGUCUAUCCCAGGAAACGUCACCAACCAAGGAUAUCAGUCACCGAUAAGCUGCGACAAAUGGACUUUAUUGGAGCGUUGCUGCUGCUUGCCGCGAGUAUGAUGAUUGUCUAUUCUAUUCAAGAAGGUGGAUCCAUGAAGCUUCCAUGGUCAUCCCCCGCCAUUGUAACCAUGCUUGUUAUAUCUUCCAUCUGCUGGGUGGCCUUUUGGUGCUGGGAAGCAUUCGUGGGUCUGAAAGACGGCAAGGUUGAACCUAUUUUCCCACUCUCGCUCGCAGCUCACCGAGCAUACCUGGCAUGCCUGUUCGCCACCUUCCUGCUUGGGUUUGUUUUCAUGACGAGUGUUGUAGUUCUUCCCGAAAGAUCCCAGGUUGUCGACGGUCGAGAUGUGCUAAUGGCUGGUGUUGAUCUCCUGCCGCUGCUUGCUGCUGUGGCUGUUGGAACAUUUGCAUCAGUGCCAUUCACCAGACCCAAGAAUCAAACAACUCUAAGUCUUACCAUUGGUGCCAGUCUUAUGACCGCUGGCUGCAGCCUCAUGACGGCUGUAGAGAACAUGGAUGAAUCUCAAGCCGUCAACGCUGUGUAUGGCUUCAAAGUUAUCCUCGGCCUCGGUUUCGGCUUCUGCCUCUCGUCAACGACAGUGAUAGCCAAUGUGAUUGGAAGGGGUGAUGACAUGGCAGUCGCCAAUGGUGCUAUUGCGCAGGCCCGUGUGCUGGGCUCAGCGAUUGGACUUGGCAUGUGGACCAUCAUAUUCAACCGCCACGCACGAAGCAACAGCCUGCUCGUCGACCAGCGAAAUGGAGGCCUUCUUACUCCCCAGCAGGUAGAUAUGCUGCAUCGCGCACCGUCGAAUGCGUUGCUACUACAAGGCCCAGCGCGAGAGGAGGUGCGCCAGAUUUAUACUGCCUCGUUUACGGAUAUCAUGCUCGUUCUAGCCAUCGUGUCAUCUGGCGCUUUUGCCAUGGCACUAUGCACGUACCAGACGAAUCCGCCGCCCGUUAACCUUCCAUCGUUACCGUCCACAUCGCCAAGGCCGCGGGCUCGUCUUCCUAAGCAGAUGACUACUGCUGUCGGCAUUGAUGACUUUCGAGGCAUGAGGGAGAGUCAAUAUAGAGCUCUAGAUGGCAACGGUUCGGAGUCGGAUGGACGGCUCGAUAGUAUCGAGUUAGGACGGUUGCCUACUCUACCCCUUGCAAUUUUGCCCAAGUAA
Messenger RNA from Pyricularia grisea, 1914 nucleotides. RefSeq lists its product as uncharacterized. The transcript has 6 exons. Gene Ontology annotation, biological process: transmembrane transport. NCBI's taxonomy places the organism in Eukaryota, Fungi, Ascomycota, Sordariomycetes, Magnaporthales, Pyriculariaceae. The record is from RefSeq and is a predicted model, not a curated record. The coding region runs from base 1 to 1914 and encodes 637 amino acids. Gene Ontology annotation, molecular function: transmembrane transporter activity.